Messenger RNA from Peronospora farinosa, 1905 nucleotides. The record is from the annotation of a GenBank genome assembly. NCBI's taxonomy places the organism in Eukaryota, Oomycota, Peronosporomycetes, Peronosporales, Peronosporaceae.
AUGACGAAUGAGCUGCAGUUUCUCGUGCACUUGAACCGCACUUUAUGCAUUUCCUUGCCAUCCGAUAUCGUAUCUAUCGCUUCUCUAACAUCUUUGAUUGAACAAUAUGAAAAGGUACCCUCUUGUCUCGUAGAUUUAUACGUAAACGAUUGUAAACUCGACGUAUCGAGUCAUGUGCCGGCCUUUCCAACCAUCAUUCGUGCUCGAUUACGAGGUGGUUUACGUGGCGGUAAAGGUGGUUUUGGAGCCAUGCUACGUAGUAUGGGAAAAGCAUCAGGUACGAAAGCAACGACGGACUUUGGAGCGUGUCGAGAUCUUCAUGGACGUCGUUUACGUCAUGUGAACCAAGAAGUGGCAAUGCACAAGUGGCGAGAGGAUGGAGAGACGCGUUUGCAAUGGAAAAAAAAUGGUGGGAUGGAAGACAGACAAGCACUGGAUGAAGAGACACCGAGUGGGAUUCCAGGCUGGUACUUGGCUACACCUUCAUGGGCAGAAGGAGUGAAAAAGUCAUACAUGAAGAGACGACGCAAUACAAUUUUGUGUAAAAACUGGGUCAAAGCUAGAGAAGGAGACGAUGUUGUUGUUCCAGUAGAUGCGCCACGAUGGUGGGGAUGUCCACGUGGAAGAAAUUGUGACUUUGCUCAUGGAGAAGCAGAGUUACGUGGAGAAGGACUGAUGGAUUUUAAACGAGCGAAAAGGAACGAAGCACAGAGAAUGAAGCAGCAGGAAUUGCAGGAUUAUGUCGACUUUGAACAGGAAAUGCCCGAGGAUGUGUUGGAUGCAAUAAGAAGUGGACUCGGACGUCGAAAAAUCAAGAUAAAGGACGAGAUUCAACAGCUGCAGGAUGAACGUGCGUUGCCACCCGAUGCAACCACAUACAUUAGUGUGCGUUCGGCACAACACCCACCGCCCGUGGUUGAAAUGUGGCUGAAGUUUGUGGGUGAUAGCAAUGAGGAAGAUGCGACUGCUAGUGUUGGAACCAUAUUCAAGCAUGGAUUGUGUGAACUUCGUGGUCGAGGCAAUUUUGGAACGGCAUCGGCGCGACACUGCUGCGCACUGGCCAAGGGAAAAUGGUACUAUGAGGUUCGCCUUGUCACGGCUGGUGUCGUGCAGAUUGGCUGGGCUGAUUCCACCUUUGAAGCGAACUCGGAAACGGGAGAUGGCGUGGGUGACCAUGAGCGGUCAUGGGCUUACGAUGGUGCUCGACGGCUCAAGUGGAACAGUAGCAAGGACGAGGAGUAUGCGACAGAUGAUUCAUGGAGCAAGGGCGAUGUGAUCGGCUGCUUGCUUGAUCUGGAUGAGGGCACGGUUUCGUUUACUCAGAAUGGCGUUCAUCUUGGUGUAGCAUUUCGUAAUGUCAAGCACACGCCGAGCGAUGAGGGCUUCUUCCCGGCUAUCAGUGUUGAGCAGACGGAGAUUUUGCUAGUAAACAUUGGCUCCCAACCGUUCUUGUACAAGCCCCUUGGAUUUGAGUCAGUUAUUGACGCUUUGAAUGAUGAAGCUGCCGAUGAAUCGGCCGCCGUCGCGACGAUUGUAAGAGAUAUCGCUGCGACAUCUCCAUGUAGAGCUUCAUCAAACAACAAUGAAUAUUCUGGUACGUCAGCUUUGGUUACCACGAAACAGAGUAAGGAGAUUCCUGCAACGAAAGUGAAGACCAGCACGCCAAAGGAAUCGGAGAAGAAGAAAAGUUUCACUGCACCUCGUAUCGAUCUGAUGAAGUACGAGACUGUUGAGUCGCUCGAGUUACUGGGUUUAGAGCGGCUGAAGCAGGAACUGAGUCGUCGUGACUUGAAAUGCGGUGGUAACUUGACGGAGCGUGCUACUCGUCUGCUCAGCAUUCGAGGGAAAAGUUGGGAGGACAUUGACGACAAACUCAAGGCCAAGAAAAAGAAUGCAUCAGGGUAG